AUGGCAACGUUAACUCCACCAACAUUGCCACCUUUCAAGCACAUAUUUUCUCCAAUAUCCUCCACGACUACUUCAAGUUCACAGAAUCCAUUUCACGAUGGAAGAUACUCACAGACAACAACAAUUCCAACUUUUUCUUCGAUAAAUUCCCAAACUCCUUCUUUUCUGUCGUCUUCGCAUAUUUCUUCACCGAUUUCUUCGCAUACAAACUCGCAGAAUUAUUAUUAUUAUCUUCAAUCAUCUAGCACCACAUCGACAUCUCCAUUUCCUGCUUAUCAGUCCCUCUCGAGUACAAAUAAUAAUACUAACAGAUCUUCCAUAAUUCCUGCUCCUACGGCUCGUCGUCUUACACAAUCAUCGCCUCAACUAUCGUCUGCUUCAUCAUCAACUAUGUAUUCCCAAGCAUCUCCAUCUAAGACGAUCUACACCAAUAACAAUUCACUUUCGUCAUCUGGAUCAAAAUUAUCUUUUAAACAAGACAUGAAUUCAUCAUCCAAGCAACAACCAUCACAACCACAACAAGAUGAUAAUACCUCCUCACGUGCAUUCCCACAUCAAAGAAGUCAUACGUCGCAAUCCAUUAUUUCGGAGCCAUUUGUCACUGUGACUCCGGAACUUAAUAACCGACCUCCAAGACGAAGGCGUCGUCCGCCUUUUUCCUAUUCAUCUCUUAUCGCACAAGCAAUUCUUGAUUCUCCGGAACGACGAUUGACUCUACGAGAAGUCUAUCAAUGGAUUAUGGAAAGAUAUCCGCAACUAUACAAGGCUGAUGAUACUGGCUGGCAGAAUACCAUUCGUCAUAAUUUAUCAUUGAAUAAAUGCUUCAAGAAAGUACCAAGAUCUGAUACUGAUUUAGUAGGACAUACAACUACUAAUUCUAGCACGACGAGUACUUCAUCAGCCGGUAAAGGUAAAGGAGGCUAUUGGACAAUUGACCCUGAAUAUAUGUCUGCUUAUCAUGACGGAGUUUUUGCCAGAGGUGGUGUGCAAAAGCGAAGACCAGGUGAAGGAAGUUCGUCAAUUCAUGGAGGAUCAUCAAAUGCGGCCGAUGAUGAUAGUUGUGGAAGUGAUUCAGCUCCCGGUGAUAGUAUGGCUGAUCUUCCACAGAUAACAACUAAUAGCGUAAAUUCUAUUACUGGAUUUUCACAAAAUAGUAGUAAUGGACAAUUGGUAUUUCAUAUGGAAGCAUGCAUCACAGAAGAAGAAUCAAAUUUCGAUUCUUCACUACAAAAAAGAUUAUCACCAUCACUGGGAUCAUUACAAUCUAAUAAAAGAAGAAAGAGUAAUGAAACAAAUGAUGAAAUAAUAAAGGAUCGAUCAAAUCAACCUCACCCUUCUCCUUAUUAUCAACAAUCACAGCACCAACAAUAUUGCCACUCGGACAAAAUUUCUCUUUCAUCAACACAUUAUUCUACGCGUAAUCAUAAUUAUCACGAUCAACUUGAAAAUAAGAUGCCGCCUUCAUC
This is a messenger RNA of Ambispora gerdemannii, 1466 nucleotides long. NCBI's taxonomy places the organism in Eukaryota, Fungi, Glomeromycota, Glomeromycetes, Archaeosporales, Ambisporaceae. The record is from the annotation of a GenBank genome assembly.